AAGAGGGAAUUAAAUCAAUCACAAGACUAAAUUAUCGUAGUUACAGAAAAAAAACAUUAAUGAGUGGGAUUAUAAGGACAGUUUAAGAACAGCAACAGCAAAAAAUCAGCGUUUUCGUAACCUAACAUGACCCAUCAUCAUGACACGCAUCAUCGACACGUGUUUGUUCAAGGGCGUGGCGAGGAUGAUCGUUGGUGGGCGGGAAGGGAGCGGAGGCAGUCGAUAAAAGGAACGUGAAACACACCGAGUCCUGUCACAAACAAUACGACAGUCAGCAUGAACUUAUUACACAUCCUUCUGCUGGUGGCGGUCACCCGGGCAGAGAAGCUACCGGGGAAUGAGAUUAGCGACACUCCAAAGUCUCUGCCAUCCCCGUUAGCGAGCACGCAGGAAGGGGCGUCGUCAUACUCUUCAUACAACGCCGAAGGUGCGGGGAUGUAUGGCCAGACCACCAAGCAAGCACCCUUUGUCAGCAGCUUCUAUGGUGUCCCAGUCGCCGCUACUUCGACAACUACCACUACGACGACCCCCAGGCCAGCCACAACGCCUAUGUCAUACGGUCCUGCGCCUACCUCCGCAGCCCCAGCAACGCCUCCAGGAUCCCUCCCUUACCCAUCCUAUACGGACAUCCCUCCUGACCUUAGCUUCACGUGCACAGGGCGGCUGGAUGGGUAUUACGCCGACCCAGAGGCGCAGUGUCAGGUGUGGCACUGGUGCGUGCCAGGAGGAUACAAGUACUCUUUUCUAUGCCCCAUCCAGACGCUCUUCAACCAGGCCACAAGAACAUGUGAUUGGUGGUACAACGUGGACUGCCAGACCGCAGCAUCAUUAUAUGGGAACAAUGCUGAGCUUUAUAAAGUUUAGACUGGGGCUGUGAGGAAGUAUCUGUAUGCAGCAGUCUAGAUUCUGUGAUAAUAGAGAGCUAUCAGAGAAGUGCAAAUGAUCAUAGUUGUUUACCAGUUUGGAUAUGCCAAACAUUUUGGCUUUUAGUAAUGCUAGAUAGUUGUGCAGGUGUUUUCAUUGCAUAUUUAUUCACUAACACAAAAAAAUUCUGCCAUGUCAACAUCUGAGGUCAUUACUGGUGUAUUCAAAAUAUAGUGAUAGGGUAUGGCUUGGGGACAAGGCCCCCCAGGUAAGGAAGAAGUUCAGAAAGCAAUGUUUGUGUAUUCCCAGAAUGGUUAAUGGUCAAAACACUUAAAUGUGCAGACAUCAAUGAUCAUAUAGCACUCUGAUAAAGUAUUGCAGCAGAAAGGUUAAAAAUUAGUUAACAAUUUGGACAAAACACGCUAGAUGCGAAAGCCUGUAGAAGGCUGUAGAUUAGUAUGGUAGUGAGAAGGGUAAAGAGGGAAGAGCAAACGGAGUAGGUGUAUGAAGACCAUUCAGGACUGACACAAA
Molecule: messenger RNA, 1395 nt
Organism: Penaeus vannamei (Pacific white shrimp)
Lineage: Eukaryota; Metazoa; Arthropoda; Malacostraca; Decapoda; Penaeidae
Cellular component (GO): extracellular region
Molecular function (GO): chitin binding
Source: RefSeq, a predicted model, not a curated record